This is a messenger RNA of Fibroporia radiculosa, 810 nucleotides long. RefSeq lists its product as uncharacterized. Gene Ontology annotation, cellular component: nucleus. The record is from RefSeq and is a predicted model, not a curated record. The transcript has 4 exons. Gene Ontology annotation, molecular function: mRNA binding. Gene Ontology annotation, biological process: mRNA export from nucleus. Bases 1 to 810 code for a protein of 269 amino acids. NCBI's taxonomy places the organism in Eukaryota, Fungi, Basidiomycota, Agaricomycetes, Polyporales, Fibroporiaceae.
AUGACUGCCUCCCUCCUCGACCGCAUCAGUCUCCCUAACUCGAGCUCUGUCGGCCCUGUUCGCAGCAGGGGCAACCGCUCUGGUGGCUCCAGCCCUUACCACCGCAAUCAACGCCCACCAAAAGGCGACGUCAAUGGAACCUGGGAACACGACCUCUAUCGUGGUCCUGAUGCGGAGGCCAACUCACUUGGGUCACGCCUCUCCAGCGUGCAGACGGGCGCGCCAAAGAUGAACUUCACGGGCGCGGACCGUGCAUUACGAGAGGCAACGGGUGAGAAGGGCCUUUCAAUCAAGGGCGCGAGCGGGAGGGGGAACGUUGUCCAAGUUGGGGGAUUGGCCAGCGGCACGAGUGCUGCGGAUGUCGAGGCCAUUUUCAAGCGCUGUGGCCCCAUCACAAACGCUGUGAUGCAUUCGCGCAACGACCCUCCGAUAGUGCGCAUUACAUUCAAGCACGAGAAGGAUGCACAGGCUGCAGUGGCAAAGUUCCAUGGACAACCGGCCGACGGACGGACGCUCGAAGUCAAGAUUGUUGGUGGUGUGAAUGCGACGCUGGGCGGGCGCAUCAUGGGUACCAGCGUUUCAGAUGAUAGCGUGGAUGUCCUCAUGGAAGGCAAUGUGUCAAGCGGAUCAAAAAUGCGCUCCGAUGAUAUUCUUGCCUCGGACACGCGGGCGCAUGUCCUCGUCGCACCGCCGGGGCUGAAUCCUGCGGAUUACACUCAACGCCCUCAGCGUGGUCGCGGUCGUAGCCGGGGACGAGGUGGGCGCAGGGGAGGCGGGCGGGGAGAUCAUGCCAGGAUGGAUAUCGACUGA